Pediculus humanus corporis (human body louse) is the source of this 927-nucleotide messenger RNA. RefSeq lists its product as uncharacterized. Gene Ontology annotation, cellular component: ribonucleoprotein complex; R2TP complex; cytoplasm. Bases 1 to 927 code for a protein of 308 amino acids. The transcript has 7 exons. NCBI's taxonomy places the organism in Eukaryota, Metazoa, Arthropoda, Insecta, Psocodea, Pediculidae. Gene Ontology annotation, biological process: rRNA processing; box C/D snoRNP assembly. The record is from RefSeq and is a predicted model, not a curated record.
AUGUCUAAUUUUUUGGAAGUGGAUUCAAAGAUUUUGGAAAAUAACCUCUUACUCUGUGACUCCGCUCUUCAAGAUGCUAAUUUAAAAACAAUUAUAAAUUCUAACGACUUUUUCUCAACAGAAAACAAAACUUGGAAAAGUGUAACGCCGAUUCCAGGAUGCUGUGUUAAAACAUCUGAUAUUAAAAAUAAUAAAAUUUUUGUAAAUAUAUGUCAAAUAGACGAUAUUCCUCAGCCAAAAGAUAUAACAGAUGAAAAACUUUUAGAAAUAUGGCAAUCAGAGGAAAUAACUGAUUAUAGGAUACCACUGAGUAUUCAAGAACCUCAUGAUGAAUUAGAUAAAUGUAAUUAUGUUUACAUUACAGGAAAAUUGGCUGUAGCUUAUGAUGUAGCUUUAAAUUCAAAAUUUUUUAAUAAAUUUUUAAACAGUGCUAUAUUGAAAUCUUUUGUCCUGCAAGUGAUUUUUGAGGGAAUAGAAAACAAAUAUAAUUGUUCAUUAAAAAAAGAAGGGUAUGUCAUUCUUCAAAACAGAAAAUGUUAUGGAGAACUUAAACCACACAGAAUAAGAAUGAAUAAUGCACAAAAAGUGCCUCAAAAGAAUCUCAUUGAAGAAAUACCUGCAACUGUAACUCAUAAAUCAUCUAAUUUAAUGAAACAUCAACAACAAAAAGAAAUUAAAUUCAGGUUAUUUGAAAACAAACUAUUCAAGUUUAUUGUUGGAGAAUUUCAUUUGAAACCAGUUAUUUCAAUAGAAGCCAUUACAUUGGACAUAGGGGAAGACAGAUUGAUUCUCGAAGGGAAAAAUAAUGUUGGAACGCUAGACUUAUUUCUUCCAGUUAAAAUUGAUGAAACAAAAGUUUCUGCUUUUUUUAAUAAAAAAAUGAAAUUCCUUAUUGUUAUAAUGCCUAUAUUGUGUUCAUAUCAAUAA